Messenger RNA from Arabidopsis arenosa, 1496 nucleotides. Lineage: Eukaryota; Viridiplantae; Streptophyta; Magnoliopsida; Brassicales; Brassicaceae. The record is from the annotation of a GenBank genome assembly.
ACUCAAGUCUUCACGCGCUUGAUCAAAUCAAACGGGUUUGAAGUAUCCCACGUGGCGAAAUCUGAAAGGUACAGUGGUUAAAAGUCAAACAAACGGACGGUUUCUGUUGCAUAACCAAGAAAACAACAGGUCUUAAAAAGUUGCGAUCGAGACAAAAAAAAAAAAGUUGCUGGAGAUUUUGAAGAUGACCGAACCAAAGAGGGGGCGUGUUCAAUGGGAUGAAGCUAAUAUAGUGGAGAUUGAAUCUAACAAACCUGUUAGGCAGAAGAUUACUGAACCAAAGACACCGUACCACCCGAUGAUUGAUGAUGAUGGUUCUCUGUCUCCUAGAGGAAGAUCGUUUGAUGAAUGUGUUGAUGAUAUGCAACGAGCCGAAGAACUGAGGAUUGUUCUGAAUGAUGCAGCAGCUUCUUCCAGUAGAAAUAGUAGCCAGGGUUCUGGUGGUGGUGGCUGGAGCUCGUCUGAUGAAGAAGAAGCAGAUCCUAUGGAUCAAGAUGAAGAAGGUUCUGGAAGUGGGAAAAAUGAACGUUUCAACGCACACAGAAAAGCACAUUACGACGAGUUUCGGAAGGUGAAGGAACUGAGAUCAUCAGGGUCAUUCUAUGAAGAAGAAGAGGAAGAGGAUGAUGGUGCAAAAGGCAGUAAAUCAGAGACAACAACAACCUCACGUCACACUAAAGGCGGAAACAAAGAGUUAGAUGCAGCCACAACGUCAAAAACUAAUUUAUUAAACACAACAAUGGCGAACGAAAAAGCUCAAGAAAUGGCGAAUCUAUCUUCUCAAAUCUGCAACCAAAUCUCCUCCGUCUUCACCAAACCAACCUCACCAUAUCCACCACCACUCGAUCUCCUAGUAACAGAACUCGCCGCAAUCUCUCGCAACCGCAACAACUCUCGUAUCUUCCUCUACGGUGUCGGACGCGAAGGUCUCAUGUUAAAAGCCUUCGCGAUGCGUCUCUUCCACCUUGGUCUCUCUACUCACUUAGUCUUCGACAUGACAACACCACCAAUCUCAUCUUCCGAUCUCCUCAUCGCUUCAGCUGGUCCUGGAGGAUUCUCAACCGUCGAUGCGAUUUGUUCUGUAGCUAAAUCGAACGGUGCUAAGGUUAUACUCAUCACUGCGGAGCCUGAGACUGGUUCUUGUGUUGAACAUGCGACGGAUGUGUGUUAUGUACCUGCUCAGACUAUGGCGAGUGAUAACGGUGGUGAUGUAGCGGCGGAGAUGGGAGAGAGACCGUUGUUGCCGAUGGGAAGUGUAUAUGAAGGAGCUUUGUUUGUGUUGUUUGAGAUGGUUGUUUACAAGUUGGGUGACGUUUUGGGUGAGUCUUCUGAGUCGGUACGUGCUCGUCACACUAAUCUUGAGUGACGUAUGAAUUUUGAUUAGCAUGUGGUGUUGUUUUGGUGUUUUGGUUGAGAAAUAGUUGCUGUUUUUUAGUUUGGGACCUCUCUGUUUUUUUUUUCUAGUUGAUUUCUUGCUAUAAAAUAAUAUUCCAAGU